Molecule: messenger RNA, 2526 nt
Organism: Penicillium angulare
Lineage: Eukaryota; Fungi; Ascomycota; Eurotiomycetes; Eurotiales; Aspergillaceae
Product: isochorismatase family protein family
Exons: 1
Coding region: 1-2526 (841 amino acids)
Biological process (GO): DNA repair; DNA alkylation repair
Cellular component (GO): nucleus
Molecular function (GO): dioxygenase activity
Source: RefSeq, a predicted model, not a curated record
AUGAGCUUCUUCUCAUUCGGUGACCUCCCCGCCAUUAAAACGCGCAAGGCUCUUAUCCUACUCGACUUCCAAAAUGACUUCGUGCGCUCGUCUGGAACAUUGCACAUCCCCAAUACCCCCGAGAUCCUCGAGACUUUACCUGGCCUGGCAGCUGCAUUUCGAAAAGUUGGCGAUGUGAUCUGGGUGCGAUCAAAAUACGAGUCAGCACAGUCACUUUCCGACUGGAACUUUGGCGAUCGCAUCGUCUUGGAAAAUGAGCCUCCUAAGCGCCAUGCUAUACCCAAGUCAGACGUGAUUGAGGUUGGGUCGGAUCGCGAUACUCCAGAGCCAGUCGACCCAGAGGCAUUCUUAUCGGGCCAAUCUCCUACCUGUUGUGCUUCCAAUACUUCUGGUUUUCAGUUCCCCGCCCCCAUUCUCGCCGCUAUCGACCUCGAGCAGGACACCGUACUGGACAAAACUGCAUACUCUGCGUUGGAGUCGAAUGAUCUUGUACUUUCGUUUCGAACAAGAUUUGUGACUGAGGUCUUUCUAUGUGGCUCCUUAUCGAAUAUCUCCGUUUACGCUACUGCUUUAGACGCCGUCCGAAAUGGGUUCUCCGUUACUCUGAUCGAGGAUUGCCUCGGGUACCGCGAGUUUGGGCGCCAUCGCGAGGCCAUGCGCCGCAUGGCGGAUAUACUGGGUGCAACCGGGCUUUCUGCACAAGAGUUGUACCAGGAGUUGGAUUGGGCGGAGACAGACGCUAUUGCUCAGGGUGUACCGCAGCCCAAACGACCUGCCGGCGCGUCGCUCGGUCUCGAAAGUGUGAUGGACACCCUGGGAGUCGCUGCGGAGGAAUCGCCACCUGAAGAUAUACCCGGUGAUAAUGACGAAGACCCAGAUGCAAGCAUUAGUUUGACAGAGAUUGCCUCUCUUACUCGAUUACAUCGAACUGCUGCCGGUGCUGCUAGGGUCCCUGCUGAUACCAAGAAACAAGUUCGGGUUCGUGUGCGCCGACCCAAACGGCGAGAGGCACCUCCCGACGCUGGCGUUGGGACGAAUGAUGCUCCUUCGAAGUCUCCUCCCCCCCCGGACACUGCCGGCAAGGCUGACCCCAACACAAAUGCUGCUACGUCAAAGCCGCCCUCAGAGACUGGCCAACCUACUGGUUCUGGUAUCGGAGAAGGAGAUUCGCGCCUCGUUCCAAAACUUGAUAUUCCACAAGACACAUUUGAACGCAUUAGAGAGGAAGUCGCUUGGCAAAAGAUGUAUCAUUUAUCUGGUCAAGUCCCUCGAUUGGUUGCGGUACAGGGUCACAUACAACCUGAUGGCUCUAUUCCAAUCUAUCGACACCCUGCUGAUGAAUCCCCACCUCUAAAAAAAUUCACAUCUGCUGUGGACGAAGUUCGAUCAACAGUUGAGGAGAUUUUGGGCCACCCUCUGAAUCAUGUUUUAAUCCAACUAUACCGAGAUGGCCAAGACAACAUCUCUGAGCAUUCAGACAAGACUUUGGACAUUGUUCGAGGCUCUUUUAUAUGCAAUGUCAGCUUGGGCGCGCAACGUGUCAUGGUACUUCGCACAAAAACCUCCGCUGAAGUACAAGCAGACGGAGAAUCGGGCCGCACUACCCAACGCGUGCCACUUCCUCAUCGUUCACUUUUUAUUUUAGGCGAAAAAACAAACAUGCGCUGGUUGCAUGGUAUUCGGCCAGAUAAACGCCCUGAGAACACCAAAACCCCCGAAGAAAAGGCAUAUGGGGGUGAACGUAUCUCUUUGACUUUCAGACACAUCGGCACAUAUCUACACCCGCUUGCUAAUUUGAUUUGGGGUCAAGGCGCCGUUCACAAGCUUCAAGCAAAUGCGCACGCAACGAUUCAUGGUGACCCUGAAAAGACGGAAUCAUUGAUCCGCGCAUUCGGUCAAGAAAACCGUUCCUCUGAGUUUGACUGGAAUGCAGUCUAUGGUUCCGGUUUCGAUGUCGUCAAUUUUGUUACCGCCUCAUUAGUACGAUUGACGUUAAGUGGGGACCUGGUGGCAGACCUAAGGGUUCGCCUCGGCUUGAGUGAAAACGGAUAUCGAUACGAGAUCACAGAUAAGCAGAAAGCGGACAUUGACAUAACCAAAGGAGAGAAACUGCCCGCGUAUGUUGAUCCUCAUGGGUCGACUGUUCAUGGCGAUUUGGCUAUCUUGAAACACCUAGCCUCUCAACCCCCUGAGAAUGCACGACCUGGAGUUGAUGUACUCAAGGGUGGGACCCAUCUCUCCUGGACUGAAGACUUGCUGGAGGACUGGCGUGAUCAUCAUGAAAAUAAUCCUGGAAUUGCAUUUUCCGGCGGCCUUCGACAUUGGGAGCGGUCCCUCGAGGGUCAACAUUAUCUGGGAGGGACGGUAUUUGGAAUUGAUGAUUGUGGGCUUUGGCCAGUCCUGCAAGAAAUAGUACAGACUCAAGGGCCUUUCAGUGCUCGAUUCACCAACUUGAAUCAGUAUUACCUACGCGUUGAAAAAAGAGGCAUCGUUCGUGCCAUUUUAGACGAGUCUAAGCCAGAGUGA